UUGAAGAGACAAGUUGAUAUUCGAGGAAUCAGGCAGAAGAAGGCCUCUCUGACAGUUGAACGUUUGAUAGCUACAUAUAGACUGCGGAAUUACGAGAAAGGCGGUCGUCAUCUUGGACCUAUCAUGGCAAUAAUUGUAGUUAUUGGCUCAAUUUCAAGUGUAGCAUGGGGCCUUGCUGAGGUGGAUCCAGGAGAGCUACAGUAUCAAUGUGGUGGUAUACCGUUGUCAACGAGAUGGCGUAUGAUUUUGAUCUACAAGACCUUGUUCUUUGUUGAUGCCUUGGCCAUGAUUACAUUCGCAUUUUGCUACUAUCACAAUGCAAAAACUCUCAGAAAUGGGAGGUAUGAGCUGUCACUUCGAUAUCAAAUUUACGAGAACCUGAGGGCUAUACGGAUCUUCUUCCCACUUGCCAUUUUGCAUUUCAUCAUUUUCUGUCUCUUUUUCCUAGGUUCAAUAACAAUUCGUGAGCUCCGAGCCAGUCUGACGCCGAAGGAAUACGGUAUCGGAGUGCUUUCGUUAUAUAUUUUUCCGUAUUACAUCCUCGCUAUGUGCGCUUUGCUGUUCGUUGUCCUUCGAAAGGAGUCAGCAAGAUUGACAACAUUACAAGCUGCAAUAUCGGAGGGACAAAGCGAGAAGGAACAGUCGGAAAGGCACUUCCGUACUCUUCAGGACCAGUGGACCAAAAAGGCGUCAAAAGGCUGA
Cooperia oncophora is the source of this 702-nucleotide messenger RNA. NCBI's taxonomy places the organism in Eukaryota, Metazoa, Nematoda, Chromadorea, Rhabditida, Trichostrongylidae. The record is from the annotation of a GenBank genome assembly.